GCAGGAAGAGUAAACGAUCGAGCAACUGAUAACAUGAACACAGUCACCAGGUGCAAAACAACUGACCAACGAGAAAGUUAUCUUAAUAGAUCUCACUUUCACAGUGUACGAAGAUUAGUUUAACCUUAUAUCAUUGUACAUUGAAAGAAACAUAACAACGGUAACUCAUCCGAACUGAUCAUUCAUUCAAGUAGUCCAAGAAUAGCAGUACCGCUUGGCGUAUAUUGCAAUUCUUGGCCAAUAUAGCUCAACGCUCCCAGGCAUUUGCGGCAUACAACACAAAAUUGGUUCAGGUACACGCCCUGGCAUCCUUUCAUCCACUAAGGGAAAAAUUAAACAUAAGAAUUUUUUUUUUGCUUCUACCCACACUUUUACCCUCAGAUUAUUUUUACAACCAAAAAGGUUAACCUGGUCAACCAGAAACAAAUUGACAACAUCAUUUUCAAUCAACAAUCACCCCUUCUUUCCUUAUCCUAAUCACCACUUUCCAACCACUAGAAAGCUAGAUCUUAGCUUUCGUACAUCGCCAGAACGCAUUAGCCACCUGUCAUUUCUAAAUAUAUCAACAAAAAAAGACAGAUUUACACAGAUUGGGUCUUUUUUUUUUCUUAGAAGGAUUUGAAAGAGAGGAAGAAGAAGCCAGACAAGGCUGGUUUUUCGUAUUUUAUACCAUAAUUGUCAUCACAACCGUCGUCUUAUCUAAGUCCUUGAUUGUUGAUUUAGUGCAACAAGUCUUGUGCGUACUUGUUGAACCCUACUUUUAAUUCUAGUCCACAUAUCUUGUUUAGGGAAUUUCCAGAUAACCAAUUUUUCCAUUUAUACAAUAUUUCACUUCAAUUGAUACAUCCCAUUGAAAUAAUACAACAUGGGUUCGUUAAUCCCUACGUUAAGUUCUUGCCACCCGUUACAACUACCUCCUGCUGAGAAAGAUGAUAGAUUAAAUUUGAAUGUCCGGACUGGUUCCGCAUCCACUUUAUACAAUUCAUUCAUAUUCACCUAUGGUGGACUCACUAUUGCAUUAGAAUUAUCAAAUUACACCGUGGAAGAGAUCAAUCGAACUUUCCAUAAUAAAGUAAACGAAACUAAUUUAAGAUUCAAGACAAUUGAUAAAUACCUCUCGGGGGAAUUGUUCUAUAUGAAUUUGAUUGAACGACAUUGGACUAGAGUCGCUUUUGAUAAUUCACUAGCGCCAUCAAGACCAAGUCCCAGAUUACUACAUCAAAUGUGUGCCUUGAACAAUUGCAUUUACUUAUUUGGAGGUUUAGUACUACCAGAUUUCACAAACGGGGAUGCAUCUUUUUUGAGUGCCACUAAUGACUUGUGGGAGUUUAAUCUCGAAAAAAACAAAUGGACAUUAUUGCAUGACGGGGUAGAUUAUUCCCGAGAUAAAGCAAUCCCAGCUCCUAGAUACAACCAUAAGAUGGCCACAAUUUCGAGUUUAUCAUUUGUCAAUAAACGAGAUCAUUUUGGUAUAUUUAUUUGUGGAGGACGAGACCAGCGAGGAAGAGAAAUAUACGACAAUGUACUAUUUGAUUUAGUUGAAAAGAGAUAUGUUGGUACCCUGCCAUUGCAAUUAUCAGUCACGACAUCAAACCCAAAAAAGGACGAAGCUCAUGGUUUAAACAAUUUCAAGGCCAAUGAAGACCAUUUGUUAAGUCUUAAUUCAACCACAGGUAUGAUACUUAGUUUUGUGGAAGAAGUUGAAUCGGAACAAAAGAUUGAUGGUAAAACCAAGACGCUCCACACAUCCACCACACACGAAGAAUCACUUAUCGUAUAUUCCGCGACUAAAGAGGACCAUCAUAAUUCAUUAGUCUCAUUUAAACUAGGUAAACUGAUUAAAUCAGGAAGAACAUUACCGGUACAUCGCAAGAAAAUUGUUAAUAACUUGACUACUCCCUUCAAUUUACGAUACCCCUCUGGAGGGUUAUUUGGACAAAACAUAGUUGUUACUGGAUUUUUACCAGGGGAGAUUGAUAUUUCCAUCUUCAUAUAUAAUAAGCCCACCGGAAAAUGGUCUCGAUUGAAUGUUGUAUGUAAUCAUGAUUAUGGUAGCCAUCGUUUCUGGGGAGGUUUUGUUUGGCAAUCGCAUCACAAGGUUGUCUUGCUUGGAAAUUAUUUAACUUCAAGAACAACAAGUAGUGUACGAUACUUUACUAUUAUGGUCACUGUUAGUUUACCAAUCACGAAUAUUUUGGCUAGUUCAGAAUUAGAGGGUGGUCAUUUUCAUCGAGAAGAUGGAACGAAAGUGUACCGUCGUAAAUCAUCCACAACCACUGAUAACGAUGAGUUCCUGUCGGAUACAAGUAGUAGUGAAGGAGCAUCAGAUGGAAAUGAAGAAGAUGACUUGCUUCAUACAAGGAGACACUCAAUUACUACAUUAGCUACCGAUAAAUCGCCUGCAGCAAUUAGUUUUACAGAGUAUGUCCAUUAUGCAGCACCCAAGGUGACUUUUACCACUAUCAGAUCAGUAUUCCCACCAGCAGCAAUAACCUUAGGGAGAAAUGCGUUUGAAAGAUAUGGAGACAUGGUAUCUGAUUUUGAACUUGUUUCUUCCAACGGUGAUAGAAUACCUGUAUGUCUUGUGGUAUUGAUGGAAAGAUGGGGCGGUUAUUUUGUUCAGUUAUUAUCAAAAGGAUAUGUUCAAGCAGUUGACAAGUUUGAAACCCAGCAGGCCAUGGGAUUAUAUGAAGGACAAAGAUUAAGAUCAAAGACUAGCAAUUCAAGUGAGUCACCAUCAUCAUCACCCAGGCCACCGUUAAAAACAAACACUUCUGCAGUUGAUCCUCACCAAAUAAAUUUCCGCAGGAGUUCAAUGACAUCUUCACACUUUAACACUAAUCCUCUUUUCCCAUCUGAUUUACAAGAUAUCCCUCCACAACUACCAUUACCUACGGAAUCAUUACCUCCAGUACCUGCCACGCCAGUAUCAUUUAGAAGUUCAUCUAGAAAAGGAUCUCAAGAUUUGGGUUCACCGCGUGCUUCAUUAUUGCAUACAUUAACAGUAUUAAGGAAUAUACCCACUUCUAGAUCUCCCAGAGAUUCACCAUUUGCAUCUCCCAGAGCAUCAUUGUCAGGACAGGGGGGGAUAGCCCCCGGUAUUAAUCAUCCAGUCAAUAGUUCAGCUGGAGAAUUAUUUGGUUCGCCAUUUUCUAAUUUCCGCAGUCCAGGAAGAACAUUAUCAGCUGCUGCAACCAAUAGAAGAAGAUCAAUUGAUGUAUUGAUGGCAGGUGAGCCUGCUGAAUUGACUAAACCUCUGGAUUCGUUGGAUCUCAGAACUGAGAAAGCUUCACUUUCCACCAUGAAUUCGGAAGGCACCAGAGAUAGUAGCAUUGCCGAGGGAUACAAGAGCAGUGACGAUGAUCUGUCAAGAACAGGUUCACAAAUCUCUAGCGGCAGUAUUUCAGCACCAACACCAUUCACCCCAUCAGAUUCCAAAGAGGGAGAGAUCGACAAGCAGGAAGGAGAUGUGUUUGAAAAUGCAUUGUUGAAUUUUGACAAUAUUGAAAGUAACACAUUUAGAAUGGAACCGCUGUUGAUACCUCGGAAAUUAUAUUUCCCAUUCCCUACGAUCACCGUCAAGGCAUUUUGUGAAUAUUUGUAUACGGGUCAAAUUGGAAAUAAGUGGAUAUUAGCACCAACUGUGUUGGACAAUCUUUUAAUUGCAAAGCAAUAUCGAGUUCCACUUUUGUAUGACUUAAUCAGUGAAGUAUUAUUUGGUAUCAUUGGAAGAAAGGAAGCGUAUGUUGUUGGGGAAGGGAAUAAAUUAAAACGAAAAUAUUUUGAUUUGAUGAAACAAUUGGGUGCUCCAACUGACCCUAAUUUCAGUUUCCCCUUGGAUGAAUAUGAAGGGUUUAUGGAUACUGUGGACGAUGCAUAUUUGGACAUAGGACUUUUAAAAAAGAUUUCAAGAACUAGGAAAACUAGAGCUGCUCUGAAGAGUUCAAAGAAAUCCACUAGUUCGUUGUUUGCUGGUAUGGAUGAAGAAUCUCUUAGUAAGAAGAGAUCUAGUAAAGAACUUCUGCCGAAGGAAGUUGUCGAGACUGAUCAGGAAUUGCUGCCUAAAUCUCGUGGCGAUGAGAAUGAUAACACUCUUGAACGGAACGAUGAAGAUAGUGACGGGCAUGACGAUACAUUUGAAGGUGCUCCAGAAAAUAUGGAAAAUGUUGUUGAGAAAGUUACAACUAAUGUUGAAGAAGAAGAUGAAGUUAAUGUUUCUGACGAACGUGAAAUGAAUUCAAAUAGCGAAGAAGAACAAGAAAUUGAAUUGGGUUAUUUGGACACUUAUGCCAAUUCAGGAAUCCCUAUAGGUCCACGUUCCAAAUCCGUAUUCGACAAACACAGUUUCUUAUUCCAGGAACUCAAGCAAGCGGAAGAGGAAAUUGAAGCUGAAGAUGAAGAUGAAAGAGGCCGUGGUGCAAGCACUAGUACAAAAGAUACUGAUUAUGCUGAACGGAAUGCAAAUUAUGCUCUUGGUGAAUUAAUUUCCCCUGAUGCUCCAAUUCCUUCUGAUUACAGUAUUGAUUUGAUUUUUGAGGCUGGAACUAUAGUUAGCGAUUUAAAAUUAAUGUUGCGGGCGUACAACUUACGUGCUAUGACUAGGAUUUUGAAGAGAACCAGAGCUGAUAUUGAAAGAGCGAUAUCAGAAUUAGAAGAGUUGGUAGAAUCCAAGAAACAUCACGAUGACUUGAAACUUAAACGUGCCACCGGAACCGAAAGUGUUAAAUACGAGAACAGGAAGUCUUCGGGAAUUGAUCCUCAUACUGUCGCCCAUGAAACAAGCGAAUCACCCAGCGAAACGAGUGCUAUGAUUAGGUCCGAAAGUUCGUCUUUUGGAUUUCAUGAUAUGGUACCAUCGUCUUCCAAUAAUUCCGUGAAUACCACAAACUCUCAAAGAAGCAAUGGUGGUGGCAGUACAACGGGAUCUGCUCAUCCAAUAUCUCGAACUGGAUCACAUACAAGUUUACGAGGUUUAACUUCAUUAACUCCAUUUAGUAAGUCCAAGGAAAGAUUAGCCAGGAAUGAGCUGGCCUCCGAUUUAGUUUCCAUGGAUAAGGUGCCAAUGACAUUUGACAAAUCUAUUCGGAAGAAGUUUCAUACUGUUGGUACUGGUGUUUUAGGAAGAGUACCAACUACAAAAGCAGAGGAAGUGAUAACUAGUUCUGCGUCAUCUAUCAAAUCUGCUGCAACGGCUGCUACUUCUGCUACCACAUCAGUUAACAAGAAAUAUGGGUUAUUUCAUCUUCAUCGUAGAGAAAAGACUAGUUCUGGAGAUGAAUUAUCGGUUGAAUCUAAUAAAUUGGAGAGAGCUUCUUCACAAGUGAGUCUUAGCUCGGGAAGUAGCAAGAAUGAAUCUACAACUGGUACCACACAUAAGAGAAGAGGUCGUGGUUUGUUUGGACUUAUGAAGUAAUCUAUGUAAUUAUCUAAUAGUUUAAAUACAAUAGUAAUGAUUUAAAUGUUGUAAGGGAUCUAAGAAUCGAAACAAAAUUGUGAAGUUAUAAUUGCGUUUGGUGGAGGGUGGAGGAAAGGU
Molecule: messenger RNA, 5533 nt
Organism: Spathaspora passalidarum NRRL Y-27907
Lineage: Eukaryota; Fungi; Ascomycota; Pichiomycetes; Serinales; Debaryomycetaceae
Gene: MDS3
Product: Mds3p
Exons: 3
Coding region: 866-5413 (1515 amino acids)
Biological process (GO): cell redox homeostasis
Cellular component (GO): cytosol; mitochondrion
Molecular function (GO): protein binding
Source: RefSeq, a predicted model, not a curated record